AUCUGUCGACUGUCUCAUCCCGGAGAGGACCAUUGGGGGUCAACGGUUGGAGACUGAGCUCACACUCACUCCUUGAUCUAGCCCCUUUAUCCUACAACAAACGUACCUGCCUUGCGGGUUGUGGAGGCCCUUCGCCAUGGCAAGUCACGAUAGGCGGCAAUCGUCGAGAUGGGUCGGAUUACUGUCCAUGAUGGCUUCAACGACCUCGGCCCUGUCACUCACCAGUUUUCAACCCAUCACCGCGACGACAGUCCACCUCGGCUGUAUCCUGGCCUAUAACUACCAAAUUUCCGGCUGCACCAUAGCCGAUUUUACGCGUGGGAAUACAUGCUCGGUAGCAUGUGUGAAGAGUCUCAUCAAAAUCCAGUAUGCUGUACAGGCAGCCUGCCCCAACGUCAACGUAGACGCGGCAUCAGUACUAGGGCAGGCCUUGCUGGGCAAUCUGGUGGAUUUGGUUUGCUCAGUUCGGCCCACAUCGACGACGACUCCCGCUGCAGCGACGACGACGGAGACAGAAGAGCCUCAGACGUCCACCACGGAGACAGAGACAGAAGAACCGGAGACUUCCACUUCCACUUUCUCUUUGACCACCGCUCUUGAUACUUCGAUCUCGACCUCCGCCCAAUUCUCCCCAACGACGAGCGCAUCACCUCCAUCUUCGUCCUCUUCAAGCUCUUCGACCAUCACUGCAUCUCCCGAGCCGACGACUGAAGACUCGUCGGGCGGCGGGAGCCCCUUUGACGUUGCAAGCAGCGACUCGCGACAGCUUACUUCUUGCUGGCCGCAGACGGUGGCCGUUGCAGUGGGGUUGAGCCUAUUACUUCUGCACUAGGCCUGUCUGUGCGGAGGAGAGCUGCUGUGCUCUAAGCGCGCGAAAGGAGCGAAUGGCUUGGCAUGGGGCUGCAUGGUGGAUCUAAUGAGAUAUGGGCGCACGACUUAGGGUUUUAAGACUCUGAGGGGAGUGAACAGGAAUUACAACGGUCAUUUGUCGUUGGGCAGCCAUAUUAUGGAAUACCGGGUCGGUCAUGAUGACAGAGGGCCCAACCAUUGCAUAAAGGAGCCGCACUUGGACAAUGGAUGGGAUAUGCAUUUCUUUUAGAGACGCCCGUUAGACGAUGGGAGGAGGGAAC
This is a messenger RNA of Parathielavia appendiculata, 1130 nucleotides long. RefSeq lists its product as uncharacterized. The record is from RefSeq and is a predicted model, not a curated record. The coding region runs from base 137 to 832 and encodes 231 amino acids. NCBI's taxonomy places the organism in Eukaryota, Fungi, Ascomycota, Sordariomycetes, Sordariales, Chaetomiaceae. The transcript has 2 exons.